Messenger RNA from Micropterus salmoides (largemouth bass), 1616 nucleotides. It is a transcript of the gene mtg2, whose product is annotated as mitochondrial ribosome-associated GTPase 2. The transcript is spliced from 6 exons. The record is from RefSeq and is a predicted model, not a curated record. Gene Ontology annotation, cellular component: mitochondrion. Lineage: Eukaryota; Metazoa; Chordata; Actinopteri; Centrarchiformes; Centrarchidae. Gene Ontology annotation, molecular function: GTP binding; GTPase activity; magnesium ion binding. Bases 258 to 1514 code for a protein of 418 amino acids.
CCGUAGUUGUUAGGUAUACAGUGUUACGCGUACUGUGCCUCAUCUAGUUAAUGUGUUAUUGGAAAUGCUUAAACGAUUAUACAAGAAAUUCGUGAAUUGACAUAGCCAGCUGUUUGUUAUUUUCCUGACAAAUCCCUUAUUGCUCGCUACUAACGUGUGUAUGUGGCGAGCGGUCGAGGUGACAUUGUCAAACUGUUGUUAGCUAACGUUGCUUCAGAAACGUAACUAAGUUAAAGUAAAAUCUGUCGAACGGCACAAUGUUGGCAAUGUUGUGGAGAGUUAAAAGCCUUCGGCUGCUCUCUCCAGACAUACUUUUAGGAUAUAUGUUAGGACAAGAGGUUAGCAGAAACUGUUUGAGCUUGUUCAGUCACAGUUCUCCGAGACCAGCAGCGUGGAAACAGAAAGUCAGCGGUGUCAGAGAUGUCAGCACCUCCUGCACGCUGUGCGCUAAAGUCCGAGGAAGCCCUAAGAAGAGAGAGCUGUCAGAAAAGAAGCUGACAUGCCACUUUGUAGACCAUCGGCGUGUGAAGCUGGUGGCUGGGUCAGGCGGUAAAGGGGCCUGCAGCUUUCACAGUGAGCCCCGGAAAGAGUGGGGCGGACCGGAUGGUGGCAAUGGGGGUGAUGGAGGAAACAUCAUUAUCAAGGCUGACCGCUUUGUCAAAUCAUUGGCGCAAGUAGUUCCGGUUUAUAAAGGAGAGGAUGGGAAAUCAGGGGGCAAUAAGAAUUGUUACGGCAGGAAUGGCAGCCCAACCUAUAUUUGUGUACCGUUAGGCACUUUGGUGAAGGAACAAGGAACGACAGUAGUGGACCUUUCUGAGCAUGGUCAGGAGUACCUGGCUGUAUUUGGAGGGGCUGGUGGGAAGGGGAAUCGAUUCUUUCUGACUAAUGAGAAUCGUGCCCCAAUGACAGCAACCCCAGGAAUUGAGGGCCAAGAGAGGGUCCUUCAGCUAGAACUCCGCACAAUGGCUCAUGCAGGACUGGUGGGGUUUCCUAAUGCUGGGAAGUCAUCAUUGUUGAGAGCCAUCUCCAAUGCCAGGCCUGCUGUGGCUGCUUACCCUUUUACAACACUCAACCCACAUGUAGGAAUUGUCAAGUACAGGGAUCAUGAACAAGUUGCAGUGGCUGACAUCCCAGGCAUCAUUCGAGGGGCCCAUCUAAAUCGAGGUCUGGGCAUCUCUUUUCUGCGUCACAUAGAGCGGUGUCGUUUCCUCCUCUUUGUUCUGGACCUGUCGACACCAGAGCCUUGGAACCAGCUCCAGCACUUGCAUUAUGAACUGGAUCAGUAUGAGCCUGGUCUGUCUCAGCGGCCUCAGGCCAUCAUAGCAAAUAAAAUGGAUCUUCUUGAGGCCUCGGAGAAGCUGGAGACUCUAAGGAGCCUCGUCACCCAGCGGGUCAUCCCCGUGUCGGCUCUCACAGGACAGAACACAGAGGAGCUCAUCCUCCACCUCAGAGAGCUGUAUGAUGGCUACCUCCAAGGAGAAGGUUGUGGGGAAGGCAAACCCACUAGGUGGUAGCAGAAACUAUUUUCUCUUACUCUACUGAUAUUUCCAUGAUCCAUACUGAUACCAAAGAUUUACAGUGUAUUUAAAUUGCUUAAUAAAUAUAUAAAAAAACAA